Messenger RNA from Linum trigynum, 5604 nucleotides. The record is from the annotation of a GenBank genome assembly. NCBI's taxonomy places the organism in Eukaryota, Viridiplantae, Streptophyta, Magnoliopsida, Malpighiales, Linaceae.
CAGAACCAGAAAAGGAAGGGAAGAUGGACAGAGAGAGAGAGAGGGGAAUCAGCCCAUCUCGAGGAAAAUGGUCUGCUGCAGUGCUGCUAGUGCUAGUGACUAGUGAGAGUGUUCUCUCAUAACAUCAAGCUCAGCUAAGGUGGACAGUUCAGUAAUAUCAUGUCAAACUUACCGUUCUGAAAAAUGACUCGUAUUCUUUACCUCUCAAUGCCCAUUGCAAUGGCGGGUUUAUGGAUACUCUGAAAAGUCAACAGUCAUCAUCCAAAAGGGUAAGUUUGAAUUUCUUUGAUCCUUGCUGGGCCUCUCUCACUGUCUCUCUCUGUCGCCUUUUGUCUUCUCCAUGAAUGAUGAUUCAUUCGUUCUAUUGAACAGUUACUUGUAAAAUUUACCAAACAACAAAUAUGCUUUGCAUAUGGAUAGAUAUGAAUGUGUUCCCUCGUUCCAAUACAGGUAACAGUCCUCCUCCAACAUCUCCGUUUCGGUUUGGAGACAAAAGUCCGCACUGAUUCAGGAAGUCAUAUUUAACUUAUGAACGGCUCUAUGGAGCUGAGCUGGUUGCGGUUGCUGGCCUCAUGGUUGGUUCGUGCAGCAGUUUUUCGUGUAGCUCUUCUUUUCAUGGAGGGAAAAGAGCUGCUAAACAGAAGGUAAUGGAAAACCCUUUAGCUCUCUUUUGGGCACUCUUUAGUCUUUAUUAGUCUUUCUUUCCCCUGCUUUUCUUCUACUAGCCCCUGUCUUUUGGGUCCCGGGUAAUUCCUGAAUCUCUCUCUCUCUCUCUCUCUCUCUGUCUGUAGAUUCCCUUUCUACACAAAUUUCAUAGUAGAGCACUAGAGCUUCUCACUUCUGAGUUCUCACCUUGUUCCUCGUUCUUUUCCAUGCCCUAUGUAAAGCGACUGGUCACACUUCCAACCAGAGGGUCAAUAUUAUCAUGUAAUGUAAUGGCUUAUUAUAUUGUUAGAUGGAUGUGUAGAUAAUGCAAGUUGGAGGGGUAUAAUUCAUAAAGCAGGAAGAAGAAAGCUUGCCCUAUCCUACAAGAGAUUUGAGACAUAAUCAUGUUUGAAGGGCUCUUUUGAAUUUACGGCUCAAAAAAGCAAGUCUGAAGACCAGAUUUGCAGUAUAUUCCUUCCCUCUGCAGUGUGCCAAGGAAUUAGUUUUUAGGAUAAGCUAUAUAACAGAUAUGUGAUGUGCCAUUGUUGCAGGAAAUCCAACUCUUCUCUGUGAAGUGGAGUGCUUGCUGCUGGGCCCAGCUCCUGAAAGGUUGAGGAAUUUGAUCAGGAUGGGGGUGGAGCUUUUCUUUUUUAUGUAUGUUGCAGCCUGCAGGUGGAGACAUGUAUAGGGUUGCAGUUAGAUACAUGCAUUCAUCAUUGGCUCACAUUAGAGUAAUAUGGUUGGUUGGUUGGACUUUGCUUGUGUGCAAAGAUUCAUUUGCAGGGAUGAAAAAAGGAAGGUACUUUGAAGUCCAAUCACUAUUGUCUCCAUGGGAAUUUCAAUGACUCUACAUGGCAUGAUUAAAUCCAAACAUAGAGUUUAAAUCGAAUAAUUAAGAAACCGAUAAUGAGUAAAGAAUGGUAUAGUUUAUUUCUUAUGAAUGAAUGAAACAAUAGAAUUAACCAGAACUAGCCAUUAGAGUAUUGAUAAGCUCUUAUACAGUGAUAGACAAAUAAGAUUGAUAACAGUGACUAGUAUAUUAUAUACCGCCCUCGAUUGUAAUCAAAACAAUAGGGCUUUGUAACACUACACGAGUAAAGGAUGGAAUAUUGUAGCAGGUGAUGAGAAAUGACAACCAACCACAAUCACGUAUAUAAACCAAUGGAGACUCUGUUACUCUAAUGUCCAAUUAGCUAGACUAAAUAUCGAUUAGCAGACACAAAGAAUGGACGAAAUAUUCCUUUAAUUUGAAAUAUUUCGCUCUCCUUUCUAAUUGUUUGAGCCUAAAAUGUACUAGGCGGUUUAAUAAGGCACAAGCAAAACUUAUGUUCUUGAUGGUGGGUAGUAUUCCUGAACCCUGCAAAACAAGGGUCUGUGGGCGGUCGCCCAUGACACCCUCCAAUGCUUAAGUUAGAGAGAGAAUAUGAAAAUGUGUUUAUGUUUAGAGAGAAGGGAAGUAGUUGAGUUACCAUCAAUGCUAUUGUGGAGGUAUUUAUAUCCGGUUAGGUGAAGUUUAGAUCAUUAAAUGCCCUGUGAGGCGCCCUAAUCAUGUACUGCCCUUUUAUAGGCCGCCUACGACGACUAAUUAAUGCUUAGUCCUGCUUGCUUCGGGUUUAAGUAUCUUAGAGGAUCUCUCCCUCUUGUUAUCAUCAGUGCGUUAUGGCAGGCAAUCUAUGUCUGUCUUCUCUCUAGAGUGACUGCCUAACCUACUUCAUUGUCUGCGGCCGCACUACUCCUGGGUCGAGCCUGUUCGCUUUCCUUGGCCUCUAAAGCCCAAUACUGCUCAACUAUGGACCCAACACUAUUGACAACUUCUUUCUUCUCCCUUUCAAGGUUUCCAUCGACUCCUUUUUAUGAUCGACGGAAGCUCAAACCCUCCUUUUUCGUUUACGUUUUCAUUGUAUUUCCGUGCUCACACUCCUCUUGAUUUUGGUGUAGGCAAUUUUCCCUCGGAUUUUUUUAGUUUUGGCAUUUUUCUUCUAUAUCCGAUGUGGCUUAUCGAUUUCAUCUCCACUUGGGAGCCUCAUUCAGAUUGUGUGGUGGUUGGUCUCCUAGUUUGGUGAUUUCGUUGUGUUCGGUGAAGCCAUUCACUAUUUUCUCCCUCCAACCUCCCCUGGUUGUUUGUACUGGUUGGUCGGUCAUCGAACUGUGGGGGUAUGGUCUUCAAGCGUUCAGCUCCUUCGGGUGGUUGUUUUCACGUUGUGUUUCGCUUUCCUUUGAUGUAUCUCUCAAACACGACUUGUUUUCAACUGUUUGCCUUGAGAUUACUCUUAUUUUAAAUUCAGUGUGUUUCAUUUUGUUCUGUCUCUAUAAUCGAUCAUUCAAAGUUCAAUACAAGAUUCCUUUUGACGUAAUAAAAGUAUAAAACUCUAUAAAUGAUCAUAAUGAUCAUCCAAUGUGAAAGCUUACUCGGAUUUCGGAGGACGAGGAUUAAGCUGAUUUAAUCAUAAUUUUGUAAUGUAGGGCUAUGGUGAUUUGAUAUCCCCUAUGGCAUAUGUGUAGUCUUAUAGGGUGAAAGACAUUUUUCUUUCCCCUAUACAAAUCCACAUGAUAAAAGCGAGAACAUGGUUGCAUGACUUGAUAGUGGUACUGAAAGCCUGAGCAAGUGAGGCACACCACUGAUCAUUGAUCACUUUUUUGACCGUUUUGGUUUGAGAGCCUCCCCACUUGUCUUGACUACUAUUCCAAAUAGUACAACUAAUUGUCAAAUCCAUUGGCCGUUUGCACAUCAAUCCGAAGCAAUAACCUUUCUUUCUCACGAACGAGGUUGUGGUCGAGUGAUUGUGCUAUUGAUUUUCAAUCCGAAACCCGAAAAUUAGAAGAUCAAGAAUAAUGCUCAUUUUCCCUUUCCUCAUCUAUCCCGCAACACACAUCUAAUAGGUUUUUGUUUAUAAAACGAAACCCUUCCCGCCUUUAUAUGAAGAAUCUCUUCAUAUAUACUCCCAAAAUCAUCAAUCAUCACAGCUUGAUUUAAGAGACAAGGUGUGCAGGAAUGCACUGAGAAUUCGUAUACUCAUUCAAGAUUGAGUAGCUUGUACGUAGCUAGCUGGUUAACUUGCACGUACAAUGUUUCUAACUGAAUCGAAUCGUAUAUGCAUUUGAAAUCCGUUUUGAAAAAAACUCGUGUUAUAGUUUGAGAUUUCGAACUAGUAAGCGACCUUCAUUUCUAAAAUCGAUAUUAUAUAACAAUUCAAUCGUGAAAGUAUCUGAUCCUGUAACAUUAUCGUAUAUCAACAUGGGAAAAUGACAAUUUGGUUAUGAGUAUGAUGAAAUAUUAUCCUCCAGCAUUAUUCGAUGCUAUUGACUUUUCAUUUGGUGGUUUCUUAUCCCACGUUCAACAAGAGACAACUUUUGUGUAGUUUUUAUGGGGGAAGAGUGGGCAUACCCUCUAAAAUUCAAGACUCGCCUAUACGGCUAUACCCAAUAGUCACUUGUUUUUAACAUCUAACCAAACGUUACCUCACUUUUACACCAAUUAACCAAUUAACUAUAGAAAAAUGCCAUCCAAACUUCCUAAACCAAGCCCAACUCAACCCUUGACUCACCAAAGCCCAAUAGCCCCAUCUUCAAGGCCCAACCGGCCCGAUACCAUCUCCCGCCUCGGAUCCCUUUCCGCCAACUGUCUGCCAGUCUCUCCUCUCUCUUUUCGAAAACAAAUUAGACCGUUUGGCUCAUCGGACCGUUGCAAGAUUUCGCCCGUUUGUGUUCUUCACAAACGCAUAUUUAUACGACCAAAUCGACCAAUCGCCACUCCCACCAUCAAAUUCCUUCUUCUUCCUCUUCAUCCCAAUUCAUUUCGGAGCCAAUUUCACCAGAUUAGACCAGAAAGAGAGGGAAAUUAGCCGGCGAUUAACGAAAUCGGAAGAAGAAAGUCAAAUGGGGAUGGGCAGCGUAACUCUGGGCUCCGGCGCCGCCACCAGCGACCGCCACUACAACGUCCACAAGGCCUUCCUCCUCUGCAACUACCUCCUCCUCGGCGCCGCCUCCGCCUGCAUCUUCCUCACCAUAUCCCUCCGCCUCAUCCCUUCCAUCUGCGGCUUCUUCCUUCUCCUCCUCCACGUCCUCACCAUCGCCGGUGCCGUCGCGGGCUGCACCGCCGCCUCCUCCGGCGGCGCCUGGUACUCCACCCACAUGGUGGCCACCGUCCUGACGGCGAUCUUCCAGGGUUCAGUCUCCGUCCUGAUAUUCACGAGGACAGGGGAUUUCCUCGGGGAGCUGAAGUCGUACGUCAGAGAGGACGACGGCGCCGUGAUCCUCAAGCUAGCUGGAGGACUUUCGGCGUUCAUGUUCUGCUUUGAGUGGAUCGUGCUGGUUCUCGCCUUUUUUCUCAAGUACUACGCUUACAAGGAAGGCGAUGGGGGAAUCUCUGGCUCUGCCGCCGCCGGCGGGUUCAAGAGGGGAAAUGCUAGGGUCCACCAAGGUGGCGACGAGGACUUGAGGGACUGGCCCUGGCCCUUCCAAGUCUGAGUAAAAAAAGCCCAUCAAAUUUUUUCUUCCAAAAGCCCACCAGAUAUUGUUACUGUGAUCCUCUCAAUGUAUUGAUUCCAUUUGUUUGAUUGGUUUAUUUUUUUAUGUUGUAAUUUUAGGUAGACUGCUGAUCUACGUGAAAUACUACUACUACUGCAAAUCUGCAAUGGAUAUUUAAGAACUUUUUCAAGGAUAUAUAGCUCUGAAUUUUGGUACUAUAUGAGUUAGUAAUUUCCCUUGGUUAUCACUCCAUUUCCUUGCACAAAACAUCCAUAUGGGUUGUUGUUCGUUUAAACCUCUCUUGUAGAUAGAUUUCUUUUGUUGGGUGUUCCAGAGAAAUUUAACGAGUCUACUCGUUUCAAAAUUUAAGUAGCUCUUAACAAGUUUUCAUACGUGAAGUUGACGACUUCACCCAUCAAAGAGAGAAAAAAUACAACACCAGGAUAUAUAAGAGAUGAAAUAGAUAUAUAGAAAUAAGCAAUUUAUGAACAU